GACUAUAGACUAAAACCAAUUACUCCAUAUCAUUUUUAAAAGAGUUACGUUUUUUCUUUCUUUCUUUUGCUUUGCUAUUCGAUCAUCAAGUCUUCAUAUCAGCCAGAAGCUUGAAAUGGGGUUCAAAGAUUUUCAUCUCACGCUAGUCAAGAGUUUAGGGCUGGGGAGAUUCCUCAAGAGAGAUGGCGGCGGUCCAAGAAAGAAGAAAGGCAAGGCCGGGAAUAAUAACACUACUGGUAAAAAGAGGCCUUCAUGGUUGACGCCGGUGUCGCACGGGUACCAUGCGGUGGAGGGACGGUCUCCGACCGCCGGCGGAUGGGCGGAGGACGAGGCGGAGGUGGUGGUGCAACGGGAGGAGGUGGAGGAGUGUGAGUGGUGGUUUUAUGGAGUUUUGCACGCUAGAAUUGGUGCAGGCGUCACGGAGUAUUUACAAGACCAUUUGUUCAAUGGAAAGCUUAAAGAGUCACAAAUGAGGUUGAAGAGCAAGGAGACAAUGAAAAAGGCACACCUCAAGGCAAGAACGAAGAUCACGAUGGAAACAGAGACGCCAGAGAAGGAGCGGCACCGAAAUCUCGGCUCAGCAUCUGCAAUUGUGAUCAAUGGAGAGAGGCUCGUAAUCGCAAACAUGGGCGACUAUAAAGCUGUUAUUUGCAACGACGGCGUGGCCUUCCCGGUUGGGACACGCCGACACCAGAACUGCUGGUCCUGUAAAUUGUUUCCAGGAGCAGUAAGGAAUCCUAGAAUGCAUACAGCUGCACCUGAUGCUACAAGCAAUGCUGAUAGCUAGUAGUGGUGUGUGGGAGGUUAUGAAGGAGCAAGAGGCAGUGAACCUUAUAAGACACAUAGGGGACCCAAAAGAAGCAGCUGAAUGCUUAGCAAAGGAGGCUUCAACCAGGAUGA
Messenger RNA from Cuscuta campestris, 900 nucleotides. Lineage: Eukaryota; Viridiplantae; Streptophyta; Magnoliopsida; Solanales; Convolvulaceae. The record is from the annotation of a GenBank genome assembly.